Penicillium waksmanii is the source of this 1275-nucleotide messenger RNA. Its product is annotated as TFIIH complex kinase subunit CCL1. Gene Ontology annotation, cellular component: transcription factor TFIIK complex; nucleus. The transcript has 2 exons. Gene Ontology annotation, biological process: regulation of transcription by RNA polymerase II; regulation of cyclin-dependent protein serine/threonine kinase activity. The record is from RefSeq and is a predicted model, not a curated record. NCBI's taxonomy places the organism in Eukaryota, Fungi, Ascomycota, Eurotiomycetes, Eurotiales, Aspergillaceae. The coding region runs from base 1 to 1275 and encodes 424 amino acids. Gene Ontology annotation, molecular function: cyclin-dependent protein serine/threonine kinase regulator activity.
AUGAUUGAAGACGACAUCUACCGCACCUCCUCUCAGUUUCGACUUUGGUCAUACACCGAGCAAUCUCUACAGUCGCUUCGCGCUACGACAAAUGUCAUUGCCAGCGACCGGGUAAGGACCGCGCUUCGCCGGGCUCCCGAAGCUCAACAGUCCGCCACACCUUCUGCGACAGGCACUCCACAGCCGGGCAGCGAUGUCGAAAGUAAAGCUUCUGACGAAAAGCCCAUAGACUGCCUGACUCCCGAAGAGGAGCUGGUGUUUGUUCGGUACUACUGCGAGUCGCUUUUGGAACUGGGUGAUGAGUAUAAACCACCAUUGCCCACCACCGUCCGAGCCACCGCGAUCCAAUACCUUCGCCGGUUUUACUUGACCAACUCCCCCAUGACUUAUCAUCCCAAAAAGAUCAUGGCAACCGCUCUCUUCGUCGCCACCAAAACCGAUAACUACUAUAUGUCUCUACGGUCAUUCGCAGAAGCAAUCCCCGGGAACCCAUCACCAGACGAAGUGGUCGCACCCGAGUUCCUGCUCAUGCAAGGUCUCCGCUUCACAUUCGAUGUCCGACACCCAUUCCGCGGACUGGAAGGUGGCGUCAUGGAGCUCUCAGCCAUUGCCCAAGGCCAGGGCCAACCAACCCCCCUCCUCCCACACCAAACAGCAGAAUCUCUCAAACAAGGGAUUCUCUCCAUAGCACCACCUCCCACGCCCUCAUCAUCCAUAGCCGACCGGAUUGGACGCGCACACAACGCAACACGCGAGCUGCUCAAGACCGCAGCACAGAUGACAGACGUGUACUUCCUCUACACGCCCUCACAAAUCUGGCUCUCAGGCCUCCUCCUCGCCGACAGACCCUUGGCCGAAUAUUAUCUGGAAACCAAGCUUGGCGGUCCCAUAACAUCUACUCCAGCUAAUACAGACCCAUCCAACCCUCUCAACGAAAUCCGCACCAAGCUGUUCAAAGUCCUUUCCGACUGUGCAGCCCUCCUCCAAGCUUACACCCCUCUCUCCGCAGAUGCAGCCCAAAUAAAAAACCUCAAGCGCAUCGCGAAGAAACAUUAUAAAUGCCAGAAUCCCGAGGGCGCCAACAUGUCGCAGAAACGCGACUCUGCCCCGUCCCGGGCGGUCUCGGCGGCUGCUGCCACCGAUUCUGGCCAGGUAACUUCAGAAAGCGAGACGGAGAGACAGGCCAAGAAGAGGAAAUUGGAGGAGCAGAAACAGAAUGGGGCAAAGGACAUGUUUGGCGGGGAACUUGUUCCUGAUAGGACGAAAGGGCAGUGA